Molecule: messenger RNA, 2550 nt
Organism: Scomber japonicus (chub mackerel)
Lineage: Eukaryota; Metazoa; Chordata; Actinopteri; Scombriformes; Scombridae
Gene: sys1
Product: SYS1 golgi trafficking protein
Exons: 4
Coding region: 207-677 (156 amino acids)
Biological process (GO): protein localization to Golgi apparatus; Golgi to endosome transport; Golgi to plasma membrane protein transport
Cellular component (GO): trans-Golgi network; Golgi membrane
Source: RefSeq, a predicted model, not a curated record
GUUUUUAAUCAGGAUUUGACCAGUCGAUCACAAGGCCCGGUUUAGUAGAUGUUGUGAACACAGAAAGAAAACGACGAUUAUAUUGUUGGAGCGUCUCCUCACUUCAUGGUUCAGAUUUUGAGCUCACACUCUGGAUGGGUCAGCUGGUAACAGUAGGGGCCAGCUGUUAACAUCGUUUUGGCCUCUGCGUGUUGUAUCGGUUCACGAUGGCCAGUAACUUCCGUAGCUACAUUUGGGACCCAGUCCUCAUUGUGAGUCAGAUUGUGCUGAUGCAGUGCAUCUACUACAGCUUCCUGGGUCUGUGGUUGGCAGGAGUGGACAGUCUGGUGCAAACGAAUCGGUCACUAGACCAGAUCUUUAACUAUGAAGCCCUUGGGUUUGCAACAAUACAGGGCAGGCUCUCAAUGAUGGCGUUCAUAUUGAAUUCACUUACCUGCGCACUUGGUCUGUGGUUCUUCAUCCGUCGAGGGAAACAGUGCCUGGACUUCACAGUCACCGUGCACUUCUUCCAUAUGAUCGGCUGCUGGAUCUAUAACGCUCAUCUUCCAGCUGUUCUGUCCUGGUGGCUCGUCAAUGUGGCCUGCAUGGCGUUGAUGGCUGUUAUUGGAGAGUACCUGUGCAUGCGGACUGAGCUCAGGGCCAUUCCAGUCAACAGCGGACCCAAGUCUAACCUUUGAUUUUUUGUUGAUGCUACACUGAAAAUCAAUGGACAUUUAACCCUUGAGGAACUUGCUCAAAAGCUUCUUUUUUUCACUGCUGGCAACAUAUAUACAUACAUAUAUGUAUGUUGGAUUGAAUGUCAAGUGAUACACCAGAUGAACUGACCUAUUUAUUCAUAACUUAAAUGUUGGACAGUAUUAACUGUGUAGCAUAUUAAGAUACAGAUUUUAAGGCUUAUCAAAGGAGAUAUCAGUUUACACCCUUCUCUCAACCUGAUGAUAGCUAUGGGUUUUUUUCUUAGUAAUUAAUUUUUUGUGUGUGAAAAUUAAGUGCAUUAGCAUGAGCAUCCUAUAUCCUGAUGUAAAGACAUUUUAAAAUGGAUGAUAUUUGUUCUCUUUUACACCAAAAGGAAAUCUUCAGAGCAAAUAUGGGAGAGCAAAUUCCAACUUCAGACAUUGCUGCCUCUCUUUGUGUCGGUAUAAUUAUGAGCUGUUAAGUUAAAAAUCUUCCACUUACACCUCACUGCAAAUUAGAGAUGCCAGUGUGCAAGUUUACCUAUUGAAGCUUUUAAUCAUUUUUUCUUAUGACUGCAUCCCAGUGUUCCAACUGGGAUAUUAUAGUUUCCUAAUAUCCUACAUAAUCAGAAGAAGUCAGAAGUAAGUCAUUUUUACAUUUCUGGAGCCUUCCCUGUCAAGCUUGCACAGCGUUUUGCGCCACUAGUGCUGUUCAUUUCCAUCUCUUUGUGUCAUGAUGUAUUAUGCAGACAAGGUGGCCAGUUUGGGGACCGUUUGUCAGACACCAGCUGUGUUCUGACAGCAGGCUGUGUGUCUGUGUUCCCGAAAACACUAUCACUGUUUGUGGGGAUGUGACGUCAACAGUCACAAAAUGUGCAGCACUGAUGGUUUCUGGAACAUUUUUAGCUUCCUGAUGGAUUUUAAAACCUUGUCUAAAAUAACAACGUCUUAUUAUUAGUAUUACAGUUGCUCAGCUUCACAUUCUGUGCAGCGACUGUCAGAUCAAACCUUUGCAACAGUGAUGGUGUGGACUAUGCAGUGUCUUGUUUCAAAAUUCAGUUUCUAAAAUGUACAUCAUUCUGCUACAGGGGAUUUAAAGGAAUAGUUGACAUUUUAGGGAAUAAGCUUAUUCACUGUCUUGCAGAGAGUAAGACGAGAAGUUUUACUUUAUGUUACGUUAGCUCAGCUUAUUAUAAAGACUGGAAGCACUUUGCACCUCUACAGCACCCCUCACUAAUUACCGGAGUUUUUUGUACAGAAUGAACAAAUUGUAAAAACAGUAAGUUAUGUUUGUCUCAUGCUGACGAUAAAGACACUAUGAAGUCACUGUGCCCCAUUAAAACAAACAAGAGUUUUAGAGGUACUGGUAGGUGUUCUUUUAUGCCUUUGAACAGAGCCACGUUAUCUUUAUCCAGUCUUUAUUCUAAUCUAAGCUAACCAGCUGUUGGCUUUAGCUUCAUACUUACUGUAAAGACAUGAGAGUGGUAUCAACUUUCCCAUCUAAUCCUCAGGAAGGAAGUAAGCAAGUGUGAAACUAUUCCUUAAAGUUAUGUCCAAAUUCAUGACUACUCUUCCUAAGGCAGGGUGAGCUAAUAUUUCAUCUUUUUCUAGCAGUGGAUGCUCUGCAGGUUUUCACAUGCAAUGUCACCUUUGUAACAUAACUUUGUUUUUUUGAAAUGGAUUUAAAUACAAAUGGAGAGAUGGACCUGUUUAUGUGAGUAAAUUCUUGGACCUGUUUCUAUUGCUGAAACAUUGCAGAUGAGGUGUAUCUAUUUUUUUCUCCACAUUCUUUCCAAAAUUGAAAUGUAGGGUGUUUGAAGGACUUAAUGUACAAUAUAAGUACUGUCUUGCAAACGUUGUUUAAUAAAACACCUCC